Messenger RNA from Lytechinus pictus (painted urchin), 1140 nucleotides. Its product is annotated as dipeptidase 1-like. Lineage: Eukaryota; Metazoa; Echinodermata; Echinoidea; Temnopleuroida; Toxopneustidae. The transcript has 10 exons. Gene Ontology annotation, molecular function: metallodipeptidase activity. Gene Ontology annotation, biological process: proteolysis. Bases 1 to 1140 code for a protein of 379 amino acids. The record is from RefSeq and is a predicted model, not a curated record.
AUGGCGCACAAUGAUUUACCAUAUCAAUUUAAGAAAGGCAUAAACAAUCAGCUUCAAACAGUAAACUUGAAUGAGCGACCUCCAUGGAAUCCUACACAUACUGAUAUCCCAAGACUUAGGGAUGGAUUAGUCGGGGCUCAGUUUUGGGCUGCUUAUACAUCGUGUGAUUCCCAGUACAACGAUGCUCUAAUGCAUAUUCUUGACCAGAUUGACGUCAUCAAAAGAAUGGUUCAAACGUACCCUGAAACAUUUGAUUUUGUCACAACGGCGGAAGGAAUCAGAGAUUCACAUGAAAAUGGGAAGAUUGCAUCUCUAAUUGGAGUCGAAGGGGGUCAUAAUAUUGAUAGCAGCAUGGCUUCACUGCGCAUGCUCUAUGAACUUGGAGUACGGUAUAUGACCGUCACACAUAGCUGCAAUACACCCUGGGCUGAUAACUGGUUGAUGGAUGAGGAGACAACUCCAGAACACAACGGACUUACUGACUUUGGCAAGGAUGUUAUUAGAGAGAUGAAUCGUCUUGGUAUGCUUAUUGAUCUCUCUCACGUCUCGGUGAAGACAAUGAUUGAUGUCCUCGACAUCGUCACGGCACCAGUCAUGUUCAGCCAUACUUCGGCAUACGAACUCUGUAACCACUACCGAAACGCGCCAAAUAGCAUUCUUACUCGGGUGAAAGAAAAUGGAGGAGUGGUUAUGGUGAACUUCUACACCAAGUACAUCAACUGCCCACCCCAAAAUGUUACUGCAGAUGAUGGCUAUGCUACACUUGUCCAAGUAGCAGAUCACAUGGAUCAUAUAAAACUAAUCUGUGGCUGGGAGUGCGUUGGGUUUGGAAGUGACUAUGACGGUGUUGGCACUGUCCCUGAAGGAUUGGAAGACGUCUCGAAGUUCCCUGACCUGGUUGCAGAACUCAUUGAUAGAGGGUGGUCAGAAGAAGAAGUGAAGGGCGCUCUCGGAAACAAUCUACUUCGAGUAUUCGAUGCAGUGGAGAAGGAGGUGAGUUCGAUUUACUCAGGGUUGAAAAAAAAUAUAAAUGGAAGAGAUGCGUUGGCAGCAGACACCUUGCCUUACGAGAACACUAUGCCAAGGGAUAGCGGGGAGGAGGUGAACAACACAUGUCGUACCUAUGUCUUUAACCCAUAA